AUGGGUGAUGAUCUAAAAAGAAAGAUACUCUUGCACAAUUUAAGCAGUAACAAUCCUAUUCUAGAGAAGUUAAAGGGUGGCCAGGAGCCAAACAGUAAUGAAGAAGGUUCUGAUUCUAUAGGUGACUUACCAUCAUUGAAAAACGAUUAUAAAAGACAAGAUAACAACUCUACCAACUGUACUUACAUCCCUCCUUCCCAAUGGAAUACAUACUUUCGAAGUAACGAACAUAUUAAGGUGCAAAGCAGAAACAUUGAGUUCAAUACAUACUACACAGUACCCUCGUCGAUAUUAGGUCCAUCUUUGCCAGUUUUUAUAUUCCACCAUGGUGCUGGUUCAUCAGGUCUUUCAUUUGCUAACCUGGCUAGAAACUUAGGAGAUCAAUUGAAUAAUAAUUGCUGUUGUCUUAGUUUCGAUGCUAGGGGCCAUGGCGGCACAAAGUUUAUAGAUGCAAAACAGGCUCAAAAUUACUUCAGAGAUGACUUUGUGGAUGACUUUCACACAUUAGUGGAAUAUUUUGUUUCUGAGAAAUUGAAACAUCUACCAACAGAGAAACUAUCUAUUAUUUUCAUUGGUCAUUCACUAGGAGGAAGCAUUUGCACUUUUACUUAUUCAAAGCUCAGUAUUGAACUAAAGAAGCAAGUAAUAGGUGUAGCUAUGUUUGAUAUAGUUGAAGAGGCUGCAACAUUGGCGUUGGAGAAAGUUAAUCAUUUUCUCCAGGUUACUCCGAAUAUGUUUAGUGGUUACGAAGAAGCCAUUGAUUGGCAUGUAAGCCAUGAACUAUCAAGACUAAGAGAAAGUGCAGAUAUUGCAAUUCCAGCGUUAUUUAAAUCAACAGAGUCCGGUAAAGUGGUAAGGAUUACAAACCUAGAAACUUUUCGACCAUUUUGGAGGACAUGGUUUAGCGAUCUCUCGAAAUCGUUUGUAUCACUACCAACAUGCAAAUUGCUUAUAUUGGCAGGUAACGAUAACCUUGAUAGAGAACUAAUAAUCGGACAAAUGCAGGGAAAGUAUCAAUUGGUUGUGUUUCAGGAUUCUGGUCAUUUUAUUCAGGAAGAUACGCCACGAAAGACUGCAUUAACUUUGGUUGAUUUUUGGAAACGAAACGACAAUAAAAACGUAGUAAUAAAGUCAAAUUGGGGCUCAUCAAAUAAGGUGUGA
This is a messenger RNA of Nakaseomyces glabratus, 1161 nucleotides long. It is a transcript of the gene PPE1, whose product is annotated as phosphoprotein phosphatase methylesterase 1. Gene Ontology annotation, biological process: protein demethylation. Gene Ontology annotation, molecular function: protein methylesterase activity. NCBI's taxonomy places the organism in Eukaryota, Fungi, Ascomycota, Saccharomycetes, Saccharomycetales, Saccharomycetaceae. The record is from RefSeq and is a predicted model, not a curated record.